Molecule: messenger RNA, 846 nt
Organism: Psilocybe cubensis
Lineage: Eukaryota; Fungi; Basidiomycota; Agaricomycetes; Agaricales; Agrocybaceae
Exons: 3
Coding region: 1-846 (281 amino acids)
Biological process (GO): DNA-templated transcription
Cellular component (GO): RNA polymerase III complex; nucleus
Source: RefSeq, a predicted model, not a curated record
AUGGACGUUGACGAGAACGACGAGCUUGUGUCUGUUCUUCCUAUACAUUAUUCUGAAGCUCUCUCCCCCAAUUUACAUAUCCAUCAAUUUCCACUGCUCACAAGACCACUGCAAGCUCCACCCUCCGCAACUCUCAGCGGCAAACGAAUCAAUGCCAGAAUCAAACAUAAAAGUCGCCGGAUUGAGAUACAUGUUCCUAUAGACACUCGACCAGAAGUAUACAACGUUGAAAAAUCCAAACAUUUUGGAGCUGGUCGUCUGGAAGACGACCGUGAAAAAAAUCAGGAACGCAUCGACAAAACUCGGGAGGAUGAAGACCCCCGAAUUUCAGAGGUCCGCCUCAGAAGCGAGGAGAUUCCUCGUAGGGGUGCACAUAUUCUCGGGAUUGUAAGAGAUGGCAAGCUACAUCUUCAUCCAGUCCAAGAAAUGCAUCAAUUUCGCCCGACAUUGACAUACCUUGAUAUCUUGUCGCGAAAAAAUCGACGUUCUAUGGGGGUGGGGUCCGAUUCUGACUCAGACGACGGGCCACCUCCAGAUCCUGAUGAAGUUGCACCUGUACCUGUUGCGAAGAAGGAGAAAAAGGCUGCUAACGAUGCCAAAGAGGUCCAUGUAUCUGCGCGAAAGUCUGAGGAUCAAGGCGGUCAAAGUGGUUUAUCCUCUGUUCGCAGAGAAAUGUUGCAGAUAAUGCGGGCAGAAGAAGAUGAAAAAUGGGAAGAUGUUCAAUUUUGCGAUGUGACAACAGACCAGUCGGUUGUCGCAUUUGAGUCGGUGUUCUCUCAAAGUGACGAGAUAUUGGAGACUAGUACAGAUAUUUCCACUUUCUUAAAGUCGAUCAAUGGCCUAUGA